GCCGCUAGUAGGUUGGAGGCCAUUGCUACUAGAAGCUCUGCAUCUUUCACGUAGCAGAUUCAACCCACUGGCAUGAGCUUCUUCGCUGCGGGCAGCUCGGUCGAAGGGACAGAUGCACUGUGUCAUCACUCAGGCUUUUGGGGGACUGCUGGGUGUUUGAUCUAUGAAACUGCUUGGCUCCUGCGAGAUAUUGUCUCUUUUCUCCCAGAGCUUGGAGAUUUCGCAUUCUCAUCAGUGACAUCUUGGAGUUCUUUCAUGAACAGCUUGGAACUUUACAUGCGUCAGAAAGGUGCCGAAUUCUUGAAGCUUCAUCCAGAAUAUGCCCAGCUGCUGCCAGAUUCCUUCAGUGUUUUUUCACUCCUGAUGUGGCUUUUGGCACUGUCCUUCCUCUUUGGGCACAUCUUCCUGGCGCUGCGAAGCCGCCUCCGGUGCAACCCCGAAGUGUUGUUCUUCCCGGAUAGCUCUGGGGUUCAUGUACGGCACAUUUGUCACAUGCUCCGGUCUGCGCGAAGGAGGAUGUGGAUUGCCAUGUUCACUCUCACAGAUGAUGUGCUGAGUCAAGAGAUCUUGAAUGCAUGGGCACGAAAUGUGGACGUGAAGGUGAUCUUGGAUGAUGAGCAAUGUCAUGCCCUCGGAUCGGAUGCCUCCAAAUUGUCCCAGUUUGGAGUGCCCUUGCUACUGGACUCGUCUCCGGCAAGGAUGCACCACAAGUUCGCCGUUCUGGAUGAUUGCGUCUUGACUGGGAGCUUUAACUGGACAAAGCAAGCCAGUAUGAGCAACUGGGAAAACUUGUGUAUUCUUCGAGAGCCAGCGGCAGUGAAGCCCUUUGCACGUGAAUUUCAAUCUCUUUGGCAUGACUUCACGAGAAGGGAGCAGAGUUUCCCAACCCGGAAGCGAGACGGGACCCCUCCCAGAAGAUGAAGCGCUGAAUUAGAUGAGUUAGAGAAUGACUAUUUUAAUGUCCAUAUGGUCUGGUCACAACAGCCAAUGAUAUGAGAUGUGAGAACUUUGUUGUACCUUUGACAGCUGGGCAAUCUCAGCAAAGCUGCACUUGCCUAACUGAACCUCCAAGUUUCCCAGUGCGGAAUGUGAGGAGAGCAAGAAA
This is a messenger RNA of Durusdinium trenchii, 1105 nucleotides long. The record is from the annotation of a GenBank genome assembly. Lineage: Eukaryota; Dinophyceae; Suessiales; Symbiodiniaceae.